This is a messenger RNA of Cygnus olor (mute swan), 2064 nucleotides long. RefSeq names its product CUE domain containing 2 (gene CUEDC2). The record is from RefSeq and is a predicted model, not a curated record. Bases 429 to 1301 code for a protein of 290 amino acids. NCBI's taxonomy places the organism in Eukaryota, Metazoa, Chordata, Aves, Anseriformes, Anatidae. The transcript is spliced from 10 exons. Gene Ontology annotation, molecular function: ubiquitin binding.
AGCGGUGCCAGCACUCCGCCGCUCUACCCUGACGCCCGCCCGCCUCUAUGGCCGGCGGCGCCCUCCGCGGCCACGUGACGCGUUCAAGCGCGCCGCGCGGGACCUGCGGCGGGGGAGAGCGAGGCCGCGGCGGGGGCGCGCGGGGCUAUCAGGACUCCCUGGUUCCUGGCCUGGGCCAAGCAGCCGUAGGAUGGGCUGUCGGCGCUGCAGGCACCAGAGAGAUUUGUGAGCGCCGGCCGUGGGCUGAGGGCCUCGCGCAGGCACCGCUUCGGCUCAGUCUGACACUUGCCUUUGAUUAAGGAGAUGAGUGACUUUGCCUGUUCUAUUGAUCAGAAUAAAUUACCAGCAGCUAAUUUAUGGACCUCACAAAAGUGCCUUUGACAUGGUGAAUUGUGCUCUGUUGUUCAGAGAAGAGGGUUUACAGAGACAUGGAGCUUGAAAGAAUCAUUCGAGACACACUGACACGUUUCAUCCAGUCCCACAUCCCUGCUGCAGACCUCAGUGGGAUGGAUGAUGUUUUCUUUUCUUACAUCACGGGUGUCCUGGAAGAGCUGGGCUCACCAGAGUCCUCUGAGGAGACCUUUGACAUGGACACCUUCAUAGAAAUGAUGGAGGCUUACAUUCCUGGCUUUGCAGAGAUCCCCAGUGGGGAUGUCUGUGAAAUGAUGUUCUCUCUCUCAGAAAGGCUUGGUGAAGCACGCAACAAAGAAAAACCUGGCCAAAAGGCUGCAGAAGCCAGGAGUGAAGCACCCUCUGAAGACCUGACCAAGGGCCAGGAGCCCGGAGCCGGAGCCUGCAAUGGGGAAAGGCUGUGCACUCCAACAGACGGAGCCGAGGCCCAGGAAGGCGAUGACUUGAAGGAUGGCACGGAGCUGCUACUGGAGAUGUUCCCUGCCUGUACCGUCAGCCAGGCAGAGAAGGCACUAGCCAUGGCCCUGGGGAACUUGGAGGAGGCAGUGCAGUUAAUUGUGGAAGAGAAGGUGGAAAUUGGCACAGCAGGUGCAAGCAUGAAGGAACUGGCACGGCCCCGCAGAGCACCCAACCAUGAGGAACUGAAGCAGGUUAUCUUACAGAAAUACAUGAUGGUUGAUAGUGCAGAAGAUCAGAAAACACAUCGGCCAGCUCCACCAAAAGAGGUGAGAAAAGAGCGGUUCCAGCUCACCAAGAGUUUGAAUGCCUUUGGCUACAAGGUUAAAAAAGCAGGCCGCGAGUCCAAAGAGCAGAGGCAGUCCCAAGGCAGGAACAUUCACAGAGCCACUAGAGAGCGAAAGGAAAGGUUAGUUUACAAAAGAGAAGGUUAGUUUAGCCGCUGCAGGGUCUGUCAGUACCUACCACUGACUAGCAUGGUUCCUGCUCUGCCACCCCUCCCUCCCCCCUGUCCAACAGCUUUGUUUGCCUUUUUAGCCAAGAUUCCCAACAGAAAGGACAGGUAACUUAUCCCAGCCUAGCCUUGCUGUUCCUCCACCCCCAAACACAGCUCUCCUUAUGCUUGUCCCUUCCCUUUCCCCAGCAGCCUCCACUUGGUGUUUGUCUUUCCUCUCCAGGCUCCCAAGAAGCUGAUCCGCUAUAUCGAUAACCAGGUGGUGAGCACAAAGGGAGAGAGGUACAAAGACAUCAAGAAGCCAGAGAGCGAGGAGAUGAAGAAAACUUACAUCAGCCUCAAACCAGCCAGGAAGUACAAGUUCCACUGACAGCCAGGUCCUCCUGCUCUUCAGCCUCCACCUCGCUGGCCAGGCGUGGGAGGAAGGACACGUGGCACUAGGGAUGAGAGGGGACUCCUUCACCCCACCCACCACUAACUGGAACUAACCUGGGAGCCAGGACACUGCUUUCAGCUUCCUGAACUAACCCAGCUGACAAGGACAAGCCUCUCUGUGGGUAGCUGUCCUUCUGCCCCCAGGGGCACACCACAGCAGCUAGCGGGGGCCUGGGCAUUCUCUGCUAUUCCUUGCAUGGGACGUUCUUAGAUCUAAGACGUGGCUUGUGGUUUUGCAGCAAGCUUUUUAGAAGUCUGUGUGCACUGUUGCUUAGAGUGCAAGUGUCAAUAAAGAUGAUGUGAAUUGG